CAGAGCCUUGCACAACACUGAUCCUGUUGUGAGAGCGGAGAGAUAGGAGUAUCACUGAUCUCUGAAAGCAAGGAGCAGCUUCUUACUAUUGGGGGUGAGAGUGACAGAGCAGGCAGGACAGCAGCUCACUACGGUCGUCUGGGACCACGGCAAAGCAAACUGACUAUACUAUCCUCCUGCAUCAUUCUGCUGCCAGAUAGAGCACUGCAGAGCGCUGGCCAGAGCUUCAGCGAUGGCUUCUGCUGAUCUGAGACGGGAGCUGGACUGUUCCAUCUGCCUGAACAUUUAUACAGAUCCUGUAACCCUGAAAUGUGGGCACAACUUCUGCCGAGUCUGUAUUGAUCAUGUGCUGGAUACACAGGGGGGGUCUGGAGUUUUCACCUGUCCAGAAUGCAGAGCGGAGUAUCCGGAUCGUCCUCCCCUGGAGAGAAACAGAAAGCUCUGCAAUAUUGCAGAACGUGUACGCUCCAUUCCAGAGGAGGGAACUGGGGUGUUCUGCACUUAUUGUGUCCACUCUCAAGUAUCUGUUCUUAAAACCUGUCUGAAGUGUGAAGCUUCUCUCUGUGAUAUACAUUGGAGGACACACAACAAGUCAGCAGAACAUGUGUUGGUUGAUCCCACCACUUCCUUGGAGAAAAGAAUAUGCUCCAUCCAUAAAGAGAUCUUGAAGUAUUUCUGCACUGAAGACGCUGUCUGCAUCUGUGUGUCCUGCAGUUUGGCUGGAGAGCACCGGGGACACCUAGUGGAGAUGCUGGGUGAGGCCUCCGAGAAGAAGAAGGAGAAAUUGGGAAAUGUUCUGCAGAAACUGACCACAAAGAGAGAGGAGACUGAGAAAAGUAUCCACAGUCUGCAGGAGUGCAUGAGAGAAGAUCAGGGAAAAGCAGCUGGUUUAACAGAGACAAUAACUGCCCUGAUUAGAGAGAUCAGGUUCCAGCUGGAGGACCUAGAGAAGAGAGUCCUGUAUGAGAUCUCAAGACAGGAAAAACGCGUUUCACUUUCCGUGUUUGAACUGAUCCAGCAGCUGGAACUAAAUAAGGAUGAGAUGGCCAGGAAGAUGCGUCACAUUGAGGAGCUGUGUAACAUGUCUGAUCCAAUGACUGUUUUACAGGAACCAGGCACAGAUGACUUGUGUGAUACAGAGGAGCUGUGUUGCAUGACUGAUCCAAAGACUAUUGUCCAAAAACAGGAUAGGGAAAAGGAGGAGGAGGAGGAGGAGGUGCUGGAGGGGGGCACUGAGGAGAACGAGGAGGAGAGGGGGAAUGAGGAGAAUGAGGAGCGGGAUAAUGAGGAGGAGGAGGGGGAUACUGAGGAGGGUGAGAAACAUAAUGAGCAUGUCCAUAAAGUAGGAGAUCUGGAUGUGGGUCUUAUCUUGGGGAAAUUACAAACAUUAUCUGAUAUAAUAACAGGUAUAAACGUAUGCUUCUAUGUGCAGAAACCAGAAGACAUAUCACUGGAUGUAAACACAGCGGGUAAUUAUAUACUUAUAUCUGGUGACAUGAAAACUGUAUCCACGUCUUCAAUAGAACAGAAUCAUCCAGAGACACCAGAGAGAUUUCAGGAUCAUUCUCAGGUAUUAAGCACCAGGAGAUUCUCCUCUGGGCGACAUUACUGGGAUGUGGAUGUCAGUAAAUCAAUUUUUUGGAGUGUGGGGAUGUGUUAUCCCAGUACAGAAAGAAUAGGAGAUCAAUCAGAAAUUGGAUAUAACAACAAGUCUUGGUGCUUGGAUAGGACUGAUAAUGAGUAUUCAGUGAUACAUGAUAGUGAAAAGAUCCCGUUAUCUGACAGUAUUCCCUAUGAUAGAGUGAGGAUGUAUCUGGAUUAUGAGGCUGGACAGCUGUCCUUUUAUUCUCUGUGCGACAUGAUCCGACACUUACACACAGUCACUGCCACCUUCACUGAGCCCCUUCAAGUUAUAUUAGGUGUGUGGGAAGAGGGUUCUAUAAAGAUAUCGGUGGAAAAUCUGGAGCUGUCAGGGAGGGGAAUCUGAUUGGUAGAAUAUUUAGUGCAUAGAAUGAUGCAGUAGUUACAGUAAUUUAUAUGUAUAUGAAGACAGUGAGCCUGGCUGAGGCGUAACUGUGGGAGGCAAUGGAGUCGGUUGCCGCUGGGCUCCUGCUCUUAGGGGAGGCACCUCUCCUCCUGUUCCGUGUUCAGCGACACAAUUCAAUUAAUUGACAGCCGCCGCUAUCUCUUCUGUGGCCGACUCCUCUCUUCCACCUUACAGGUCACGCUCUUUAUUAUAGAUGCACAUUUUAAAAGUGUCAUACCCAGGAUUUGAACCCACAACCUAUUACACUGGAAGCAGGCACCUUACUGAUAGAGAUAUUUGCUCCUGUAUAUGAAGCAUGAGAAUUCUAACUAAAUGAAGUUAUAUGUAAGUGUCAGAGAAGUU
Molecule: messenger RNA, 2389 nt
Organism: Pseudophryne corroboree (corroboree frog)
Lineage: Eukaryota; Metazoa; Chordata; Amphibia; Anura; Myobatrachidae
Product: E3 ubiquitin/ISG15 ligase TRIM25-like
Exons: 2
Coding region: 233-1987 (584 amino acids)
Molecular function (GO): zinc ion binding; protein binding
Source: RefSeq, a predicted model, not a curated record